Hemisphaericaspora subhashii is the source of this 1854-nucleotide messenger RNA. RefSeq names its product putative tyrosine protein phosphatase (gene MIH1). The transcript has a single exon. Bases 1 to 1854 code for a protein of 617 amino acids. Lineage: Eukaryota; Fungi; Ascomycota; Pichiomycetes; Serinales; Debaryomycetaceae. Gene Ontology annotation, cellular component: cytoplasm; nucleus. Gene Ontology annotation, molecular function: protein tyrosine phosphatase activity. Gene Ontology annotation, biological process: positive regulation of G2/M transition of mitotic cell cycle; protein dephosphorylation; positive regulation of G2/MI transition of meiotic cell cycle. The record is from RefSeq and is a predicted model, not a curated record.
AUGGUUCUUAGUGAAAAAUCUACUUAUAGAGAGAGGGCGGAAGAGGAAGUCCAAACCCUAGAUCUUCACUAUCCGCCAAUCUCAAAGGGUUUAGAAAAUCGAGAAGAAGAUCCAGAAUUAUCACCCACGAUAGAUACUCAAAGAUAUAAUAAUAAUGAUCAAUCCCCACUUUUUAACCGACGUCCAUUUAGAAAUAUCUCAAAUUUAAUGUUACCCUCAGCAAAAGCGUUCUCAAGUUCAACUAAUAUACUUUCCAAAUCAGUCAAUGCUGUAUCCAUAUCAUCACAACAGUUCUUUUCAAGUCUCACAUUGGGUAGUGGACAUAGAAAGGAUAAAUUAGAUACUGAAUCAGAAAUUGAAACCGAUUACGACGAAUAUGAAGAAGAAGAUGAAGACGAAGUUGAAGAUUUCGAAGAGGACAGUCACGACGAUACUUUUGAAACUAUUAACGUAGGAUCUCCUAUACCACGAAAACAUCUACAUAAAAAGACUCUGUCAACUUGCAUGUUAACCGUCACGAAAGAAUCUAAUCAUUUCGUUGAUAAUUCGCAUCUCAAAUAUACAAAGAUUAACACAUUUACUCAUAUUGAAGAUUCAUUACCAAGAUUGAAUGAAGAUGAAUUAUAUAAGAUCUUAUCUGGUGAAUUGGAAAAUGAAUUUGACGAAACCAUUAUUAUAGAUUGUCGAUUCAAUUAUGAAUUUGCUGGAGGUCAUAUCAUCAAUGCCAUUAAUAUCUCAACAAAAGAAGAUUUGGAACAAAGAUUUAUGGAUAUUGUUGAAGCAUCAACAACACCCACUAAGAAGCGAUUACUCAUAUUUCAUUGUGAAUUCAGUGUAUUCAGAGGACCUAUAAUGGCAAGGCAUUUACGAAAACGCGAUCGCGAAAUGAAUCUUGAUCUGUAUCCUUAUUUAAAUUUCCCUGAUAUUGUUGUUCUUGAUGGAGGUUAUAAACGAUUUUUUGAUAAAUAUCGUCAAUUCUGUGAACCUCAAGGAUACGUUGAAAUGAAGGAUAUACGUCAUGAAAAGAUAUGUGAAGAUCAAUUAAAUAGAGUUAGAAAAGAUAGUAAAUUAACUAGAGCAAAAUCUUUUCAAGAUUGUAAUACGGACAAUAAUUUGGAUAGAAGUUUUACAUUUGGUCAUACAAAAUCACAAUCAUUUACUCAUGAUAAGAUAAUUAAACGACAACGAUCAAUCAAGCAAAAGUUUUCACCUUUUGAUACCAAUAGACGUGGAUCUCCGGCAGCAUCACCUCUUGUUAACGAUUAUGAAUUCCCACAACCACCAACUACUUCGUUCAGGAAAUAUCACCAUCAUCAUCAAAAGUCGUAUUCAGUGACAUUUCCAAGUUCAUCAACAUCUUCAUUCUUUUCCACCUCAUCAUCUAUUUCAUCCACAUCCACAUCACUCUACUCAGAUGGAGGGAGCAUUUCAUCUUCGGAUUCAUUGGCCGAUCCAUAUUCAUCACUGAAUGAAACCACCAGCUCAGAAUUUGAAUCCCGAAAAUGGGGCCCAGCAUCCACAUCCACACCCAAUAUGUUUCUUCGAAAGAAGUCGGCACGAGGAACAAAUCCCACGAUUACAUCAUUUAAAUUCCCAAAUAAGACUCGGUCAAGAGCUCACACCGUUGCAAGUGAGAUGUCUUCUCCAAUAAUAAGUUCUCCAUUAUCUUUUCAAAAGAUAGAUAGUUCUAUCGAUUCGAUAAAUGAAGCACCGGUUGAGUUUUCAUUGAAGAUGCACCAAAGAACUUCAUCAUUGUUGUCGAAUGUUGCUUUGGGGCUGCAAAAUAUGGGUUCAUUAGAGGAUUAUGAGAUUGAGGAAGAGGACCAUUGUAUAGAUACAGAUGAAAGACACUAA